AACACCAUCAUCUUGGAAAGGGAAGAGAGAAAAAAAUCAAGAUAUAUUUUGGUAGUUUCUGUGUUGGUUUCUUCAUUUCCCCCUCUCGUGCAUUUUCUGCAGAGGCAAUUUGUCCUUUCCCUAAAUGCUGAGCAAUCUCAGCACAGAACUAAUCAAUAUUAAUGGCGAUGGGACCGGGGGUGGGAGGAGAGGAGGGAUUAACGUGACCUUUUUAAACACGCGCUGCCUCAGACGGUCACCGAGCAGCUGAGGAGAAAGCAGCCAGACGGACCCACCAUGUCUGACAAACCAGAUUUCGCAGAAAUCGAAACAUUUGAUAAGACCAAGCUGAAAAAGACAGAAACAAGAGAGAAAAAUCCAUUGCCCACCAAAGAAACUAUUGAACAAGAAAAGCAAAGUGAGAACGCAUCCUGAGCGUCAGAGAGAUGCUGUGACUGCUGCUUCUUCAGUGGGGUUUGGGCUUCUGUGCCAGAUUUUGUUCUGUUUUGUUUCCCCUCCCUUCCACGUUCCCCCCAGUGCUCAUUAUCCAUUUCAUUUAUUUCCAUUUAGCAAACACUCCUUUCAUGUUCCC
Molecule: messenger RNA, 571 nt
Organism: Meleagris gallopavo (turkey)
Lineage: Eukaryota; Metazoa; Chordata; Aves; Galliformes; Phasianidae
Product: thymosin beta-12
Biological process (GO): regulation of cell migration; actin filament organization
Cellular component (GO): cytoplasm
Molecular function (GO): actin monomer binding
Source: RefSeq, a predicted model, not a curated record